This is a messenger RNA of Olea europaea var. sylvestris, 1941 nucleotides long. RefSeq names its product protein indeterminate-domain 9-like. Gene Ontology annotation, cellular component: nucleus. Gene Ontology annotation, molecular function: DNA-binding transcription factor activity. The transcript has 6 exons. The record is from RefSeq and is a predicted model, not a curated record. The coding region runs from base 1 to 1800 and encodes 599 amino acids. Lineage: Eukaryota; Viridiplantae; Streptophyta; Magnoliopsida; Lamiales; Oleaceae.
AUGUUAAAGGAGUCAGGUCGAGUCGAGUUGGACCCACCAAUGAGCCAACUUGAGCUCACUUGUGGAUUAGACACAGGGACCCACACUGACAGUCCUGCAGUGGAAAGGUCACGGGUGGCUGAUGGCUCCUCGGGAACUGCAAAUCCUUUUGACAACUCUCUCAACUACACCACAGUACUGAGUACUGACCUCUGCAGAGAUAAAAGAAAUAGGACGUCGAAGAGAAACCUAGCAGAGAGAGAGAGAGAGAGAGAGAGAGUAUGUUCCCUCUUUAACCAUCUUGGUCUUUGGUGUUUUCUUUCCAAUAGAGAGAUCUUCAAAGCGUUCCUUCAAGAACCGGAACAAAACCCAAAUCCGAAAACAGACACAAACCCUAAUGUCAAGAAGAGAAGAAAUCUACCAGGAACACCAGAUCCAGAUGCCGAAGUUAUGGCUCUUUCACCAAUGACACUCAUGGCCACUAAUAGAUUUAUCUGUGAAAUCUGCAACAAAGGUUUCCAAAGGGAACAAAAUUUGCAGCUUCACAGAAGAGGGCACAAUCUCCCAUGGAAGCUGAAGCAAAGAUCUAACAAAGAUCAAGUCAAGAAGAAGGUUUACAUAUGCCCAGAGAAGACCUGCGUUCACCACGACCCGGCCCGAGCACUCGGAGACCUCACCGGUAUCAAGAAGCAUUUCAGCAGAAAACAUGGCGAGAAGAAAUGGAAGUGCGAGAAAUGUUCAAAGAAAUAUGCAGUUCAUUCGGAUUGGAAAGCUCAUUCAAAGACUUGUGGUAGCAGAGAGUACAAGUGUGACUGUGGCACACUCUUUUCUAGGAAAGAUAGUUUCAUCACUCACAGAGCUUUCUGUGAUGCGUUGGCUGAAGAUACUGCAAGAAUGAACUCUAUUGGAGCCAGCAAUUUAAAAUUCAGAAAUGAUCUGAACGGGAAUCUGAUGAACCCUCCUCCAAAUUUGACUCAUGGGUUAUCUGGUUCUAGUGGAAUUACUCAUCUUAGUGGUGGCGGAUUUAGGCUAGACAAUGGCAGCUUAUCUACUGGGAAGCCAAGAUUAUCACUUUGGUUGGAUCUGGCAAAUUCUCAACUCAAUCCCAUUGAUAUUUCAUCUGUCAAUUCCAAUCUCAUUAUGCCUUCAAAUUCAAGUGGAUUGCCUGAUAUGAUGCAAAUGACGUCCAAUAAUGUUUUUGGCCAAUCUUUAGUGGGAAAUUAUGCAAAUCUUUCCUUAUCAGCCUUGCCACCAACACAAGGACUAAAGGAAGAGGCAGCAAGUAGAGGGAGUACAUUAAUGGCGGAUUCACCAACUUCUCUGUAUUCUGAAAAUCAAAACCAGCAAGCAAAAUCUUUUGCACCCAUGUCUGCAACUGCACUUCUCCAAAAGGCAGCUCAAAUGGGAUGUACCAAAAGCAAUCCAACAUUUCACGAGAACACUUUAGGAGUGAUGAAUUCUUUUCCUUCAUCAUAUUCCGAUUCAGUGCAAAAUAGAAGUGAAAUGAACCAGGGUUUAGGCAAACAACAGGAGAAUUCAGCCGCGAAACCCACCGAUCCUGUGAUGGGAGCUUCAAAUUUCACCUCUUCAACGAGCACUACAAUGGAUAGGCUUGAUCAGUCUUUUCAUCAAACAGAUGGAACGCAAAGUCAGACUGCUUCACCUAACUUGAAUUCGAGGUUGCAUGGAUUGUAUCACUGUCUAACGAGAGAUUUUCUUGGCAUGGGAGGAGAAGGUGGAGGCCCAUUCUUGCAAGAACUGGAGAAUUUUGCUUUCAUGAAUUCCGCCAUCGAACUGAAUCACUUCACUUGCAAUCAGUAGCAAGUAUUCUUAGAUUCUUCUGCCGUACAAUUAUUAUGUAAACUAUAACAGCAGAUCUUAAGCACCAAACCAGUGGCAAAAAACCAUCCUUUACAAUUCAGUAUAAUCUUUUACAAUUUAAAAUGGAUCUUUCAUGCCUCA